Molecule: messenger RNA, 1641 nt
Organism: Colletotrichum godetiae
Lineage: Eukaryota; Fungi; Ascomycota; Sordariomycetes; Glomerellales; Glomerellaceae
Product: cation efflux family-domain-containing protein
Exons: 3
Biological process (GO): zinc ion import into Golgi lumen; intracellular zinc ion homeostasis
Cellular component (GO): cytoplasmic vesicle; membrane; Golgi apparatus
Molecular function (GO): zinc ion transmembrane transporter activity
Source: RefSeq, a predicted model, not a curated record
AUGGCCUCGUCCUACGCCUUGCCAUCCUCCGCCCUACCGCACGCCCACCAUCACCACAUACACUCCCAUUCCCACUCGCCGCCGUCCCUUCACGCAUUGAAGUCGACAAUGUCUACCGGCGGGCUGCACUCCCACAGCCAGAGCCAAGACUCGACCGGCAGCAGCCACGCACAUAACCACGAUCACUCCUAUGGUCACAAUGGCCACGCCCACAGCGGCCACUCACAUCACCGGGCGAACUCGAGCCAGUCGUCCAUUCCUCGAGAAAGAGCGGCGCCUCGCUCUCUCGCUUCAAUGGACGGCUGGAAGACGGACAUCACACCGAGCGGUCGUCAACUGUUGACGCCUACAAACGGGUCCUUUUCGGAAACGUUCCAACCUCUCGACGGCGCGAUGGCGAUAGACGAGCAUUCCCACGAUCAUCAUGACCACGACCAUUCACACUCGCACGACCACGACCACGACCACGCUCAUGGUGAUUGCCAUAGUCACGACCACCACGGCCAUUCACACGCCCACAGCCACAGUCACUCUCACUCCCACGAUCAUGCCAAGCCUUCCCUGUUUACGAGAGCUCUCUUAAAAUAUACGCCGGCAGUUCCGUUUCUCCACACCAUCGUCGUGGAGAAGGAUUCGAGGAGAAUCUUUUACUUCAUGACGCUCAACUUUGGCUUCAUGGCCGUACAAGCGUUCUACGGCUAUGUCACCGACUCGCUCGGGCUCCUCAGCGACACAAUUCACAUGUUUUUCGACUGUUUUGCCCUCUUCGUCGGUCUUUGCGCCGCGGUCACUAGCAAGUGGCCUCAGAGCCAGCGAUUUCCCUUUGGGCUUGGAAAGAUCGAGACGCUGAGUGGUUUUGCCAAUGGCAUCUUGCUGAUGCUUCUGAGCGUUGAGAUUAUCGUAGAGGCAUUUGAGCGAAUCUGGGAAGGUCAAGAACUUCACCGACUGAGAGAACUUCUCAUCGUCAGCUUCCUCGGCGGCGUGAUCAACCUGUUGGGUCUAUGGGGCUUCGGGCACCAUCAUCACGGCCACGAUCACGGUCACGGCCACUCGCAUUCACACGACGACCACGAUCACGGGCAUGAUCACUCGCACGGAAAGAAGCACAGCCAUGGGCACUCGCAUCAUAACGACAACAUGGAGGGUAUUUUUCUGCACGUUCUGGCCGAUACGAUGGGAAGCGCUUCAGUAGUGCUGUCGACAAUUUUGACGUACUACACGGGCUGGACGUUCUGGGACCCCUUGGCCUCUUGUGCCAUUGCAAUUCUCAUCUUCCUCGCGUCGAUCCCGCUCAUCAAGUCGUCUGCGCGCAACCUACUUCUCAACAUCCCCGACGACAUUGAGUACAACCUGCGUAACACGCUCGCGGGGAUUUUGCAGCAAAAGGGCGUCGUCAACUACUCGGUACCCAAGUUCUGGAUGGACCACCGGAGCAGCGAGGACUCGGGAGACAAGCUGCAGGGCAUCGUGCACGUUGUGGCAGCAAGGGGUGCGAGCCUGGACGAAGUGCGGGAUCGCGUGCGGGAGUAUCUCUUGAAGAACUCCAUGGACAUUGUGAUCCAGGUCGAAAGAGAGGGCGACGGCAGCUGCUGGUGCGGCGUUGGAAGGUCGACGGGCUUGGCCACGACGCCCCUCAAAAGG